Molecule: messenger RNA, 714 nt
Organism: Lodderomyces theae
Lineage: Eukaryota; Fungi; Ascomycota; Pichiomycetes; Serinales; Debaryomycetaceae
Gene: RIB5
Product: riboflavin synthase
Exons: 1
Coding region: 1-714 (237 amino acids)
Biological process (GO): riboflavin biosynthetic process
Molecular function (GO): riboflavin synthase activity
Source: RefSeq, a predicted model, not a curated record
AUGUUUACCGGUCUCAUUGAAACUAUUGGAACUGUUACCGAGUACGUCAAACAAGACAGCUCCUCUUCCGGAGGCAACGGGGUUUCCAUCUCCAUAACAGACUGUUCACCCAUUUUAGAAGAUGUCCAUCUUGGUGAUUCAAUCUCAACCAAUGGUGUUUGCUUGACUGUGACAGACUUUGAUGCGGCCAAGACUUACUUCAAAGUAGGAGUGGCUCCUGAAACUUUGCGCAAGACCAACUUGGGCUCACUAUCUAAAGGCUCAAGAGUGAACUUAGAACGAGCAGUGACAAGCGAUGUUAGGUUGGGAGGUCACGUUGUGCAGGGUCACGUUGAUACCAUUGCCACAAUCGUUGGAAAAAAGCCCGAUGGAAACGCAAUUACAUUCACUUUUGAACUAAGAGACAAGGAGUUUAUCAAUUAUAUUGUGCACAAGGGAUUCAUUGCUAUUGAUGGAACUUCAUUGACUGUAACUUCAGUCACUGACUCAAAAGCUCAGUUCUCAAUCAUGUUGAUUAGCUAUAGUCAGGAAAAAGUCAUCUUGGCAAAGAAAGAAGUGGGCGACACGGUCAAUAUUGAAGUAGACCUUACAGGUAAGCUCAUUGAAAAGCAAGUUGAACUCAAUUUAAAGUCACAAAUAGAUAAACAAGACAGUGCAUUGAAUGCGUUGAUUACUUCCAUAGUUGAAAAGAAGGUGAAGCAGUUGAUCAAGUAA